Fusarium poae is the source of this 792-nucleotide messenger RNA. RefSeq lists its product as uncharacterized. Gene Ontology annotation, molecular function: transcription coregulator activity; RNA polymerase II cis-regulatory region sequence-specific DNA binding. The coding region runs from base 1 to 792 and encodes 263 amino acids. The record is from RefSeq and is a predicted model, not a curated record. Gene Ontology annotation, cellular component: mediator complex; core mediator complex. Lineage: Eukaryota; Fungi; Ascomycota; Sordariomycetes; Hypocreales; Nectriaceae. The transcript has 2 exons. Gene Ontology annotation, biological process: regulation of transcription by RNA polymerase II.
AUGGCCACCCUCAACCUGGAAGACGACGAGCUCAAGGCUCUUGAACAGACACUGAGUAAGGUAGCACAGCUAUCCAGUAGUGUCCAGAGCUUCAGACAAGAUCUUCUCAAGAGUAACCCCCUACCACCGCCAAAAUCAAUCCAAGCGUCGGCAAAAAUUCUACAGAAGAACCUCAGAUCCCUUCUCGAGAGCACAAACGAAAAUGCAGACCUCUUCAACCGUAUGGCCAUUCAUCCUUCGACGAACUAUCCUGGCCGCGUCCACGAAAACGUCCUCCUCCAGCUCCUCCGCAAGAAGCUCGAACCCGACAUCGAGGAACUCGUCAGCCAAGGUCUCGAAACAUCUCGUCUCGCCACACCAGCUGGUCUGGAAUCUUUAGAAAACAUAUGGAAGGAACUGCGGGCCUGGCUUUCAGACCGGAUCGGUUAUUUUGCUGCCAACGAGAAUAAUGAUCCGUAUACAGCGGAGGAGCGCGCAAACGGAACCGAGAACGUGCGCACUGGUCUACGGAAAGGGAUCGAGGACGAUGAUGAUGAUGAUGAGGAUGACGAAGAAGAGGAAGAGGAAGAGGAACAGCCAGCUGCGGCCCCAGUGCAAGUCAGAGGACCCGAGCCAGAGACAUUGCUCUGGUUUGCGGCAAGAGGAGACUUUGAGGUUCCGCGCAAUGUCGAGUAUGAACGCAAGGAAGAUACCUUUAAGGGCAUCUACGUCUACAAGGGACUUCAAGGUGUUGGCAUACCAUCUACCAUUCAGCCGCCACCGCAGAUGCAGCAGGACUCUGCUUCUUUAUAA